Molecule: messenger RNA, 1305 nt
Organism: Chaetomium globosum CBS 148.51
Lineage: Eukaryota; Fungi; Ascomycota; Sordariomycetes; Sordariales; Chaetomiaceae
Exons: 3
Coding region: 1-1305 (434 amino acids)
Biological process (GO): proteolysis
Molecular function (GO): aspartic-type endopeptidase activity
Source: RefSeq, a predicted model, not a curated record
AUGCCACAGCACUCCAACAAGCCAUCCACGACGACGGUCAGCCUUGGGACGCCGCCACAACCCGUGUUUGUACAGUUGGACACAGGGUCAUUUGAGUUAUGGGUAAAUCCAGACUGCACCACAGUAUCAGGCGGUGAUGCUGUUUUUUGCCAACGGGCCGGUCGUUAUGAGUCCACCGCGUCGUCAACAGCAACCUCCCUCGGAACCACCCGGACUCUGCGUUACGGGAUUGGCGCGGCCAACAUCUCCUAUUUCACCGACACCAUUUCGCUUGCCGGGAGCCCCAUGUCACUGCAGGAUGUCCAGUUCGGCGUGGCCACCGCUUCAGUAGAUGCAUUUUCGGGUAUCUUAGGAAUAGGGUACGGGAAAGGCAUCGCCACGAGAUACCCCAACUUCGUCGACCAACUGCGGGAGCAGAAUGCGACAAGGGUCAAGGCAUACACCCUCGCGCUGGGGAGUAAGGAUGCGCAGGAGGGUGUUAUCGUGUUUGGGGGCGUCGACACAUCUAAAUUCGCCGGCAAGCUGGCCAAGCUGCCUAUCCUCCCGGCCGCCCAAGCGCCCGACGGUGUUCCUCGGUUCUGGGUUGACAUGCAGGCUCUCUCGAUUACGCCCCCGAACGGCGUUACUACGGUCUAUGAGGGCAGCAGCAUGCCUGUGUUUCUCGACAGCGGGUCCACCAUGACGCUUCUGCCUGCAAACCUGACGGCGGCCGUCGCCAGAGACUUUGGCGCCGAGUCCCCAGAUUCGAACGGAUUUUACAUGAUCGACUGCGCCUUGACGGCGUUGAAUGGAACCCUCGAUUUUGUCUUUGAUGGGGUGACCGUGAAGGUGCCCUACAAGGAGCUUACGCGGGAGGUUGCUAGCACACCGCCGUCCUGUUUCCUCGGCAUCAUGGCGAGCGACAGGUUUACGCUGCUCGGGGAUACCUUCCUGCGGUCAGCCUACACUGUGUUUGACCUCGAAACCGACUCGAUAUGGAUGACGCAAGCCACCAACUGUGGUUCAUCGCCCGCAGCACUCAGCAACAUUCAAGACCUGUCAGUAGUGGUCGGCGAGUGUGGGGCUGGGGCAUCAGAGGAUAUAGAUACCACGAGCAGCACGCAGUUUCCCAGCACGGCAGUCGAAGACUUCGAAUCAGGGGCUAUUCCCACAAGUACCGGUAGCUUUGGGCCCCAGGUCUCAGAGGUAGCUCCGCCGGACCAGGCGCGCCCUUUACCUGAAAACUCGGGACCCUCCUUGAGGGCUGCUGGGUUCAUAUGGAACUUGGGAAUGGCGGGUGCGGUGCAUUUGCUUGCGGGCUUAUGA